UUGACAUUCGUUUGCUCGGUGACGUGACGUGACAUCGGGCGAUUUGUGCAUUUGCAGAAUUGCAUUUAAAAAAUAAAUUAAAUAAAUGUUUAUUUAAAAUAAAUCAUCUACAUUUACAUUAAUAACAUAAACAUGGCAAAGUGCGGUGACUUUAUUAAAAGUCAAUUCCCACUUAUUGAUGAAGAAUUGAUGAAAUAUGUUGAAGACAUACUGGACAGCAGUGCUGGUGAGUUCGAAGACACGGAAGAAGUCUACGAGGCAGUAGGAGAAGUACUUCAAGGAAUCUCUGAAAAAUCUGAAAAAGAUAUAAGAGACAUAUGUGAAAAGCUGCUGCAUAUGCUUCAGCCUGACAAACCUGGCAGCAGCAAUGGACCUCGGAAAGUACUGGAUGCUCCAAUACACCUGGCUUCCAUGGCCGCACCUGUGACAGAAACUGAGGAUCUACGAAGUAUAUGGAUAAAUACUAGAGAUGACAAUUUGAAAGUUGAUGCAAAGAAAUUAGAAAAGGCUGAAGCGAAAUUACAGCAGAAACAACAGAAGCAGAAAGAUUCGAAGGUACCGAACGCAGUGCCUGUACUUCAGACUGCUACGGCCUCACAAGUGACGUCAAAGAAAGAUAGUAAGUUGGAGGCUAAAGGAACUAACAGAACUCAGGACAUAAGGAUAGAGAACUUCGACAUAGCAUAUGGUGACAGAGUAUUACUACAAGGCGCCGACCUUGUCCUUGCAUUUGGCCGACGGUAUGGCCUAGUGGGACGCAACGGGCUCGGCAAGACCACACUCCUUAGGAUGAUUGCAUCCAAACAAUUAAAGAUUCCAUCCCAUAUAUCAAUUCUACAUGUGGAACAAGAAGUGGUGGGGGAUGACACCGUAGCACUACAGAGUGUCUUAGAAUGUGAUACUACUAGAGAAUAUUUGUUGAAACGUGAGAAGGAAAUCACUACUAUGAUUAAUACUGGAUCAACAGACCCUAGCCUGUCAAAUGAGCUAAGCGACAUAUACGCCCAGCUGGAAAACAUAGAGGCGGACAAGGCGCCGGCGCGGGCGUCGAUCAUCCUCAGCGGUUUGGGUUUUACACCGGAGAUGCAGACCAGAGCCACCAAGACAUUCUCUGGAGGAUGGCGGAUGAGACUUGCACUGGCCCGGGCUUUGUUCUCUAAACCCGAUCUCCUCCUACUCGACGAGCCGACGAACAUGUUGGACAUCAAGGCUAUCAUCUGGUUAGAGAACUACCUGCAGAACUGGCCGACGACGCUACUGGUGGUGUCUCACGACAGGAACUUCCUCGACACAGUGCCCACAGAUAUCAUGCAUUUACACACACAGAGGAUAGACACUUACAGAGGUAACUACGAGCAGUUCCACAAGACGAAGACAGAGAAGCACAAGAACCAGCAGCGCGAGUACGAGGCGCAGCAACAACACCGCGCGCACACGCAGGAGUUCAUCGACCGGUUCCGGUACAACGCCAACCGCGCCUCCUCCGUACAGAGCAAGAUUAAGAUGCUGGAUAAGCUGCCCGAACUGAAACCGGUGGAAAAAGAAAUCGAGGUUGUUCUUCGGUUCCCUGAGGUGGAGCCACUCUCGCCACCUAUACUACAACUGAAUGAAGUCGGAUUCUACUACACUAAGGAAAGGAUUAUAUUCUCAGAUGUCAACCUUGGCGCGACGCUCGAGUCCCGAAUAUGUAUUGUUGGUGACAACGGUGCCGGUAAGACAACGUUAUUAAAAAUAAUAAUGGGCAUACUGUCGCCCACCAGUGGGAUACGGAGCGUGCACAGAGGACUGAAAUUCGGCUACUUCUCCCAACAUCACGUCGACCAAUUGGAAAUGAACGUCAAUUCUGUAGAACUCUUACAAAAGAGCUAUCCAGGUAAAACGAUAGAAGAAUACAGAAGACAGUUGGGCAGUUUCGGCGUCAGUGGCGACCUCGCGUUACAAACGAUCGCCAGUUUGUCCGGAGGGCAGAAGUCGAGAGUGGCGUUCGCGAGGAUGUGCAUGGGCAACCCCAACUUCCUAGUACUCGACGAACCUACUAACCACUUGGAUAUCGAGACCAUUGAGGCGUUAGGAAAGGCUAUUACUAAAUAUACGGGCGGUGUUAUUCUGGUGUCUCACGACGAGCGGUUAAUACGAAUGGUCUGCAAGGAGCUAUGGGUGUGUGGAAACGGCUCCGUGACUAGUAUAGAAGGCGGAUUCGACGAGUACCGCAAGAUUGUCGAGAGAGAACUAGAAGUACAGAAUAAGUAGACCAAUUAUAGCUGGAAUUGUAGUUCUGUGUCGUGUCGCACGUGUCGCGUUUGUCGUGUUGGGGUGAGGUCACAAUAUCUUUUCGAUGCGGUUAAAAUCUACGACGUCAUUGUAGUGAAAUGUCUCCUCUGUCAAAAAUAAAUUUGGUAUUUAAUACUUCUAUUAAAAACUCUUGAAAUAUUCAGUUAUAUUGAAAAUGAAAACGAUUAAUUUGUUGAUAUCUUAGUUGGUAGUUUAGCAAAAAUAUUGUGUCAUCUAUCUUUUUCAUAGAAAAUUAUUAUUUUUGAAUUUGAUCAGUUAACAACCCUAUUUCUAAUACGUUGUCGUAUCCUAAGUAUUUGCCUGUGCGACGUCAUCGUAAGUUAGUAUUGUGGCCUCACCCUUAGUCAAUGCAUACCUUUUUGUAGGCUGAUUAUUAUAUUAAUGUGUGUUACGGUGUGAAGCUCUCGCUUUCUCCCCUUCUCCUAGACCGUUCUGCUAUUAAAAUACUCUUCUAAUAUUUAGUCGAUUUUAAGUUUUAAUUGCUAGGUAUAGAGCUCUUUUUGCUUUCUUUUCUUUCCUUUUUCGAAUUUCUAGUAAUUAUGAUGACAAUGAUCUAAAUGAUAUUUAACUUUAUUAAUUUUACUAAUUGUAUAAAAAUCUUCUUCUAACUGAAUUUUAUGAGUAACUCUUAUAUUUUUACUUAUAAUGUAUUGUAUUCAAAAUUAUGUUUAGACUUUAGAGUUCUUUUAAUAGCAGCUCGGCAUAAUAUUUCGAUGGUGACAUUGCCAAGACGACACGAUCGUACGACACGACACACUACUGUCAUUCUCGCUUAUCGCAAUUCACACCUACACAUGUAUACAUUAUAUCCAUGUAAAAAGUAACCUUAAAUUAUAUCGUUGUAAUAUA
Messenger RNA from Spodoptera frugiperda (fall armyworm), 3141 nucleotides. Its product is annotated as ATP-binding cassette sub-family F member 3. The transcript is spliced from 12 exons. Gene Ontology annotation, molecular function: ATP hydrolysis activity; ATP binding. The coding region runs from base 133 to 2250 and encodes 705 amino acids. NCBI's taxonomy places the organism in Eukaryota, Metazoa, Arthropoda, Insecta, Lepidoptera, Noctuidae. The record is from RefSeq and is a predicted model, not a curated record.